UUUACCUUUUGUUAUGAAAAAUGUAUGUAAUUUUUCUUUUGCACGAUCAGUCAUAUGGACAUGGAUAAAAAACAACUGAAAAAUGAAACGGUAUUUUCUUGUUCAGGCAUUGAUGUUCUUCAUCGUCAUUGAGGAACUUCCGUGUUCCACGCCUCGCAACCAGUGUCCAUACAAGAAGAUCAAAGGAUGCACCACUGUGUCUGUGGUCAAGCCUGGUUGUAGAUAUAACUAUGUGUACCCACAGACGGAAUAUACAGCGGCUAUAAACAUCAAAUCUUGUAUUCCAAGAAAUCUACUCCGGAUUUAUUGGACUGUUCGGAACAAUGGCAAAAGGUUUUUCACAUUUAAGUGCAGGCAGAAGUCGGAGUGUUCUCUCCAGAACAAUAAGAUCAAUGGAAGUUUCUUUGUGAUGGAAGCUCGAUUAUUUGUUUUGGACACAACUGCAACGAAGAAAUUGCAAUUAAUUUUGGUGCCGAUUUCCUUUACAAAAUUGUCACUCACAACUGUAAAAGAUCUUGUCAGUCGCAAGCUGAUGAAAGUUACUGACGCAAUAAAGAUGUUUGAGUACAUGUUGCCUUCCCUGAACACUAAAUCCAGCAACAGCAUUGUCGUCAGGAAUAGAUUAAUAUCCAAAAUCCGGAUCUAUCUUCAGAAUCAGUCUGUUGGCAGCACAACACAAAAUACAAAUCCAGGAACAUGGAUACCCAUUGGAAGACCGAAUAACUCGUCAAACAUCUCAGUUCUGGUGGUUCCUUCAGAAACACAUACGUCCGGUGAUGCUAUCAGUAACGGAAUCAAAGUACUGUUAACAAAGGAGAACUUGACAGAGGCACAUUUGGCCAAACUUACACGAAUCGUCCAUUUGAUGGCAGAAAGCAUCAUGGGUCAAGUGCAGUCUAAUCCUAAGUAUGAUCGGGAAAAGAUCAAUUCUCAGAUCCAGAACAGGACCAUUCAAAUCUGGGAGCUUCUCAAGAAAAUGAAUAGGACAGAGCACAAAACUCACCCCAAGAUGUUUACUGAAGCUCAUUGGUCGGAGUGGGGUAACUGGAGCCCUUGUUCAAAGACAUGUAAGGGGAGGAAAUUCAGCACGCGUAGUAGAACAUGUUUUGUAAACGAAGAUACAUAUAAACCAUGCAAGGGUCAUAGUUCAGAAAUGAAGAAAUGUCCAUGCCUUGAGGAAGUUCUUCCUCCAAAACCAACGGGCCCAACUGUCAUAUAUGGGCAGUGGACAUCCUGGGGAAGUUGGUCCGAGUGUUCAGUGACUUGUGGUCUUGGGAAUGAACAAAGCUACAGAAAAUGUCAAUCAAACCAGCGAGAGUUUAAGCACGGAGAUACAAUAAUUAAGUGUGUGGGAAGUCGCAAAAAGACCCGUGCCUGUAUUAUGGCUGCAUGUGGAGCAACCAAAGCAGAGUAUAAGAUUUUUCAAGGAAGCAACGCUAGUCUUACUUGUAAGUCUCUGGAUCAGUCGGUACACAGAUCUAUGUACUGGGUAAGUCCCCGUGGCAAGCGAUACAGGCCUGGAAGGAAAAUUGGAAGAAUAUCUGUUACCAAGGACGGACAGCUUCACAUAAAACGAGCUUAUGUGGACGAUGAGGGGACUUACUACUGCAUUAUUCCAGUAUCGAACAGAAACAUCAUAGGAAAUGCACAAAUCAUGAUUCUGACUUGCCAAGACGACCCUUGUAUGAACGGCGGAACAUGUAUUGAACGGAAAUAUGAAAUAAUCACCAAACCAAGUUCGUUUGUCUGUCUUUGUGCUUCUGGAUAUUACGGAACAUUUUGUGAAAAAAAAUCCAAACAGCUACGCGCCUUUUUGAUUAUAAUUCCAGUGUGUGCAGGGCUAGUUUUGAUGAUUUGUAUUAUCUCAAUGGCUGCCCUACGUUUGAAGAAAACGAAGAGAGACAGCUUUCAAGAAAAAACAGCCAAAUGGAAUAAAAAAGAUAGAAUAAGGUCAUCAUACAGUAAAGAAAAUGCUAAACUAAAUAAGAAAUCCAGUAAAGAAACCAGCAAGGAAAACAAGAGUAAACUCAACAAAAGCGUUGUCAGUGGAGACGAUUCCCUACAAGAAAUAGAAGAAAAAGACAUUGAACACAUUUUGUCCCCACAGAAGUCGAGAAAAACUAAUGUAUCUUACAAAAGGCAAUCAGUGCGAGACCCAGUACAGAGAAAUGUAUUUGUAAAGACUAAUCCUGGAAAAGAUAAAGCAUAUCCAUCCACUCCAGAGGAACUCCAGAACUGGUACAUGAGCCCCCAAGGUAACGCUGAGUAUUACAAUAGUCCCAUGGACAUUAACGUCUAUGAAAAUGUUUCUUCAAUUGGAGCUACCAGCAAAGAACCUUUGUAUGACAAUAUACCUCAGAAAAAUCAUAACACUGUCAACCAAAGGGACUUGAAAAUGAAACCUGCUCGGUCAAUGAAGAUGGAUGACAAGGACUAUGAGGAUAUGUAUCUGCCUUUUGCUGAAGGGGGUCAGAUUCAGUCUCCAAAUACGAGGGACUUCACUUUGAUUCAUAAAUCUUUGACUCCCUCAAGGAAUACAACUCGUUCAUUUCCAGAUGCAGAUAUACAAUUUUCUGAUGAUAGGAAUCGGAGUAAUAUACUUGAUGAGCCUUUAUUUCAGGAAAAAAAUAUGAGUAAUAUAAAUGCAGAAACGGAAAAAUAUUGCCAUCCUUCAGACAUCUGUGGCAGACAAUCUUUGAAGCUUAACCUUAGAAAUGUGAUUCAAAGUAUUAGCCAGGAGGAUAUUUUGGAACCAAGCCAUCCUGAGAAUUCUAAUAGUGGUCUUACAUACCAACGUUUUCAACAAAAAGUCAAGUAUAAUGCAUCAAAAGAAAGUCAAUUUGAUUAUGUGUUAGAUUUUCAUAAUUCUGGAAGCGAAUCCAUUGGAACAAAAAAUGAAAAGUUUAAUCCUAAAGUAAAAGACAAGAUAAAAAGAUCGGCUUACAAUCAGACCAUGUCAACAAAGUCUAAAAACACAGCAACAAGGAAUCAUUAUACCCCAGAAAUAAGAGACAGGACAUCAACACCAUUACAAAAGCAAAGUAAAGAAGAUGCGGGUGUAAUGUGGAGACAAGAUUUCCAGCAACUUCAAAAGAAUUUGUAUGCUGUCCCUACAUCCAAACGUUUGCAGUCAUCAGCAUUGUCUUCAUCAGAUACACAGAUGAGGAAUGCAUAUAGAAGAUUUGAUGAGAAAGAAAAAGUUGUUCUCAGCAACCAAAAAGGUAGUAAGAGUUUUAAUGACAUAAAUAGUGACGAGGAUCUGGAUAUAGUUUACCACAGAAAAUACUUAAAGAAAAAGAAUAGGCAGGAAAGUAUGAUUGACGAUGAAGCAGAUGGAAUCACUUCACUAAGAACAGCAGAAAGUUUUAAACAGGACCACAGUGCUACAGAGGACAAUUUACAUGGAAGUGAUCUUGUAGCAGAAGAUCUAAAGACACAAACAGUUUUAAAGCAGAACCUUUCAGUUCAAGACACCGGAGGAAGCACCUUAACACCAUUACAGAAGCAAAACACAGCAGAUGAAGAUGUAAAAUUAGAACAAGAUGAUGAUAUUAGAAAGCCUCUGCAAACUGUCAAUUCAUUCAGAGAUUUGCAGUCACCAGCACUGAGAAACUGGUCGUCUUCACUGGAUUUACAUUUGAGAAAUGCAACUCAAAGUGAUGAAUUUGAUGACGAAGUUGUUUUCAACAAACACAAAAAUAAGUGCUUGACUGAAGAAGAUGAUGACGAACAGGAAAUAAUAUACCACAGGAAAUGCUUGGUGAAAAAGAAUAGACCAGAAAAUAAGAUUGAUUAUGAAGCCACCAAGAUUGAAUUGAAAAAAGCUUUAAACCAACCAAGGAAACUCAACGAAAAUGAGGAGGAAAAGCGGGUUGAUCAGACUCAAGCACAAUCAACACCAAAUAAUGUUUCUAAUGAGAAUAGCACUGACUCAGUAUACAGUGAUGAAACUAAUUCUAGCAGAAUAUCAGAAAAUUAUCAGGAGAAAUCUCUGGAAAAUGACGGUAACAACACAGAGGAAUAUCACACACCAGAAGCCAAAUCAAAACUCAAAACUGAGAGCAAUGCAGAUAAACAUGAAGAAAGAGAUUCCACCCCAACAAACAGUGAACUGUAUCAAGCAGAGCAGCCGUCUUCACAGUUCAAUGAAACUUCAGAGUUGAUCGAACAGUUAUCACCUAGGUCUCGUAUGUGUUUACAUCAUUAUCAAAUGGUUUAUGGCACCAUGGGAUACAAAAGUCCAAAAUCUAACACAGAUGAAGAAUCAACCUAAAAGGUAGAUAUAAGACCACAAGUAAACCAUUGUUUAAAAAUGUUUCUAAUUGUAGAUAAUUAAUACAAAGUGAUACACAGUACAUGUUUUACAAAAUAUUCAUUUCUACACCGGGAUAGUACAUUUAUAAGACAAUAAUAAGAAAAUAAUGUGUUUUGAAAUACGGGAUGUUUUGCAUGAUAUAUCUUAUCAAUGAAAAAUUUAGCAAAAACAUAUAGUUGAUUAUAAAUUGUAGUAUGGUAGUUAUUAAAAAGCAGCUUAGAGUAAGGAUAAUUGUUUUUGUUUCAGAAAUUCAUUCCAUAAGUUCAUUAUUUUUUUAUAUAAAUUAAUGUAACUCGUAAAUAUAACGGUCCUAAUAUCAUUUAUGUUUAUUUUGCAGUUUAUUUUUUUUUUGUUACUGGAUGUGAAUGUUUAUGCAUUAAUGUCUAUAUGGUACACUCAGAUACUAGUGUUGAAUAAAAAAAAAAGUAAUCCUGUUUUAUAAAUAGCAAUUACAUCUUUAGGUAAAUUGUGCAUUCUUAGAUCAGUAAAUGGAAUUAAUGUAAUCAUA
This is a messenger RNA of Saccostrea echinata, 4823 nucleotides long. RefSeq lists its product as uncharacterized. Bases 83 to 4273 code for a protein of 1396 amino acids. The transcript is spliced from 13 exons. The record is from RefSeq and is a predicted model, not a curated record. NCBI's taxonomy places the organism in Eukaryota, Metazoa, Mollusca, Bivalvia, Ostreida, Ostreidae.